AAGUAGCCCGGAAGAUCAAUUUCAAAGCCAACUCCUAUUGAACGGCAAGAGACAGAGAGAAACUUCCUCUCUCUGCAAGAGAUUGAACGGCAAGAGAGAAGAGAGAAACCGGUGGGCUUUCCUGGGUGAUCGACUUUUCCCACGAGAAACCCAUCCGGUCACGGAAAGCUCGUCCGGCAAAGCUCUCGAAGACACCAUCCUCUCUCUCUCUCUCUCUCUGGAUUAUUGUUCAGAAUCGUGAAAUAGGAACAUGGGUAUCGAUGAUUUCAUCAUAGAUCCGUGGGAGUGAACGGCUAGCGGUGAAACGUUGGAGGAUUCUAGCAGGCUUCGGUUGGGACACAAGGCGUUGAUGACUCAUAGGGAAGAAGAGAGCAAUGGGGAUUUGUUCCUGUUGAUGAGCACUCGAGGGGUCUUAAGUUUCCCGUGCCCACAAGCGAAAUUCUCCUUCUGCCUCCCCAGAGACAGAUGGGAUAAGGAGUUCGCGAAACUGCAGGCUGGGUAAUCGAAGAUAGCGCGUUUAUUCGGCCGGUUUGGAAUUCGGAAAUUCUUGAUUUAUUUUCAUUUAUCGCGGGGUUGUGGUUAUUACUUAUUAGGAAAAAGUGUAUUUGGAUUUUCUAGGAUUUGGGUUACAAGGAAAUGGGUUCUUCUCAAGGCUCCACCUUGACGGCUAAUGUGGCCGAAUUCACCAAACAAUCGUUGGAUUCAUCAACUCCACGGAGUUCUUAUCUUCUUGACAAUUGUCCUGUUUAUGUUAAGGAAUUGAUUGCUGGAGGCGCGGCAGGAGGAUUUGCGAAGACUGCAGUUGCGCCUCUGGAAAGGAUCAAGAUACUUUUUCAGACAAGGAGUGAAGGAUUUCAUUCCCUUGGGAUCUUCCAGUCUUUGAGAAAGUUGUUGAGGCACGAGGGAGUUCUUGGUUUCUACAGGGGGAAUGGCGCCAGUGUCCUUCGGAUUGUUCCAUAUGCCGCUUUGCACUUCAUGACGUAUGAGCAAUAUAGAUGCUGGAUUCUUAAUAAUGUAGCGAGUCUUGGAACUGGACCUGUUGUAGACCUUUUGGCUGGAUCAGCUGCUGGCGGGACUGCAGUUUUAUGCACCUAUCCAUUGGAUUUGGCUAGAACCAAACUUGCUUAUCAGGUGGCAUAUAGGAGUGGUGUUGGUGGUGUUCAUAUGAAUCCCACUUACACUGGCAUUAAAGAUGUCUUCCAGAAGGUCUAUGCUGAGGGUGGAGUUAGAUCUUUGUAUCGGGGAGUUGGGCCGACAUUGAUAGGUAUCCUCCCUUAUGCUGGUCUGAAGUUUUAUGUAUACGAGGAACUCAAGAGACAUGUACCUGACGAAUAUCAAAAGUCUGUGAUCAUGCGUUUGUCAUGUGGAGCUCUUGCUGGCCUACUGGGCCAAACUUUCACAUACCCAUUAGAUGUGGUUCGCCGACAGAUGCAAGUUCAGAAUAUGCAACCGUCAUCUGAACCUAGAAAUCCUGGCUUUAGAAGCACAAUGGAAGGGCUCACAACUAUUAUUCACAAGCAAGGUUGGAGACAGCUAUUUGCUGGCCUGAGCAUAAACUACGUCAAGGUGGUUCCAUCAGUGGCAAUUGGCUUUGCCACAUAUGAUGUGAUGAAAGUUUGGCUUGGGGUACCACCGCGGGAGAGAAUUCGAACAGUGAGCACGUAAUUCCAAUUGGUGAAACAGGAGGACAAGUUUUCUAUCUGCAUCUGAAGGACCUGUAUGGCCCUGUUUCUCGGGAGUUCAGGCAUUUGGGAUAUGAGGAGGGCUUCGUAUUAACUUAUUUCUGACAAAUUUUUGUCAUCUUCACGGGCACAAAGAUAGGUUGCAGCUUUCCUGUAGCUACUGCAGGAAAAGAAAUUACAGGUUAUACAAUAUCAAAAACAUAUCAAAUUAUGAUAUUGCUUGUUUGUCAACCGUUCAUCUGUAAAACAGUUAUACGACAAUAUGCGCUUAUGUCGUGCCAUCUACAGAAUUGGACAGUAUAGCCUCUAUUAUGUUA
Nymphaea colorata (pocket water lily) is the source of this 1999-nucleotide messenger RNA. Its product is annotated as mitochondrial carrier protein CoAc1. The record is from RefSeq and is a predicted model, not a curated record. The transcript is spliced from 7 exons. Gene Ontology annotation, biological process: transmembrane transport. Bases 637 to 1665 code for a protein of 342 amino acids. Lineage: Eukaryota; Viridiplantae; Streptophyta; Magnoliopsida; Nymphaeales; Nymphaeaceae.